GCGCGGUAUGACACUUCCUUCUGUUUUGCUUGCGCACGUACGAGAAGGUCUGGACUGUCAAAUCCCUUUCGUGCUAAUGCAAUUACCAAUUAGAAAAGUAUCAGCAAUAUUAUUAGUGCUGGCGGUUUUGCAGUAUAAGUCAGUCGAUCACUUUUAGCAUGAUUGUUUUAUCCCUUUUUGCAUUAAUUUUAGUGAACGGACUCCGUACUGCUUCUUCAGUGAAGGCAGCUGCGGCAGUUCCAAGACAAAGUGAAGCAGAUUGGCCGUCGUCCAACGCAUCCGCCAUAGGAUGGGGCUCCGCCAGCGAUGGCACGGUUAUACUCGACAACGACGCUCAGGCAUCGCACAACUCUCACGACGGGAACUUUGAGGGAUUUAGCACCAGCAACAGCUAUCACUUUGGCAAAAAUGGCAGCGUUGCUGCACUAGCAUCAUCUAGUUCGGGCGGCGGCAGUCCUUUUGCCUGGACCCACCCGGAAGACUGGUUAAUAUAUCCCGGCGCAGCAGCCGCAAGUGGCGGCGAUGCUUGGCAAGGGAUAUUGCACAAUCUGGACAAUGCCACCGUCGCCAUACUACAGCACUAUUUGGGACACGGAAAUUCCAAAAUUAAUGCUACCGGCACGAAUAUCAAUUUGCACUCAUCGGCCAAUGCCAGUACAAUAGUUGUGCAAAAUCCAAAGGCUAUCAUCACAUCGGAAAAGCACCCUCUGGUCUCCACCAGGGCUCCGGCAAAUCUUGGAUGCCGAGCGAAAUCUUGCUGGCAUACAUCGAAGCCGGCCAGUAGAGCUAUCUCCGCAAUCAUCCCGACUAAGAGAUUCGAGGUCAAGGUCAAGAAAUGUGCCUAAUUUGGCGCCUCGUUCAGUGCAAUUUUGACAGCCAACGUGCGAUCUCGAAACACCCAACAUUAGAGAGGAGUUCCUUUAAGCAAAUUUACAAUUGUUGUUAUAAAUCUGUUCCUGCGUUUAGUUUGUGAUUGGAGCUAUGAAUUUUAAGCGAAUUAUAACUCUUUCUAUUGUAAUAGAACAAAAUAAUUCGUAAAAGUCUUUCUGAUGUCCUUGUAGAU
Molecule: messenger RNA, 1063 nt
Organism: Paramacrobiotus metropolitanus
Lineage: Eukaryota; Metazoa; Tardigrada; Eutardigrada; Parachela; Macrobiotidae
Exons: 2
Coding region: 159-845 (228 amino acids)
Source: RefSeq, a predicted model, not a curated record